GGGGGAAAGUUCAGAGGUUAUAAUUUUGUUGUCUUUGUGUAAAGGAGUGGAGCUCGAUCUCACAUCACUCUUCCCUCUUCCCCGAGUCCUUUCUAAACUCUCCCCCGGGUUUCUACCCUCCCGAACCUCUCCCCUUCUACCCUUACAACCCCAACCCUCCCCCCGAUCACUUACAGACGCACGACUUAGAUCCAUCUCUGUGACCAAAGACUCCAGUUCUCUACUGACGGUUGACUUGCAAUUGCAGUUAUGGACUCCGGUGUGAUUGAAGGCGGGCUCAAUGUCACCCUUACUAUUAGGCUGCUCAUGCACGGCAAGGAAGUUGGAAGCAUUAUUGGAAAGAAAGGCGAAUCUGUGAAGAAGAUGAGAGAAGAGAGCGGAGCUCGCAUCAACAUCUCCGAGGGCAAUUGUCCCGAGAGGAUCAUUACUUUGGCAGGUCCAACCACUGCCAUCUUCAAGGCAUUCUCCAUGAUCAUUGAAAAGUUGGAAGAGGAUAUAAGCAGCUCAAUGACAAACAGCACAGCUACCAGCAAGCCCCCAGUGACCCUCCGCAUUGUGGUGCCUGCCAGCCAGUGCGGCUCCCUCAUUGGGAAAGGUGGCUGCAAGAUCAAGGAAAUUCGAGAGUCAACCGGUGCUCAGGUACAAGUGGCAGGAGACAUGCUGCCCAACUCCACGGAGCGCGCCAUCACCAUCGCAGGCACGCCUCAGUCAAUUAUUGAGUGUGUAAAGCAGAUCUGUGUGGUCAUGCUUGAGUCUCCCCCUAAGGGGGUCACUAUCCCCUACCGACCCAAGCCUUCAGGAUCACCCGUCAUCUUUGCUGGUGGACAGGCGUAUGCCGUACAAGGACAGCACGCGAUUCCACAGCCAGAUUCUUCCUCUGCUGCUAUCUCUCCACAGCUCACCAAGCUUCACCAGCUGGCUAUGCAGCAGACCCCCUUCCCCAUCGCACCAAGCAACCAGGGAUUCACUGGAAUAGAUGCUUCAGCUCAGCCCAGUUCCCAUGAGAUGACCAUUCCAAAUGAUCUUAUUGGGUGCAUCAUCGGCCGCCAGGGAGCCAAGAUCAAUGAGAUCAGGCAAAUGUCGGGUGCCCAGAUCAAGAUUGCGAAUCCAGUGGAUGGAUCGACUGACCGCCAGGUCACCAUCACAGGCUCGCCUGCCAGCAUCAGUCUGGCGGAGUACCUCAUCAAUGCCAGGCUUUCGUCUGAGGCCACAGGACUGGCAGCCAACUGAUAGGACACUGCGUCUGCACUAAAUCUCACUUUUUGUAUCAUCGGCUACCAUAAAGUCAAUGCAACUAUCCAAUUUAAGAGUUUAUAUAUAUUAUACCGCCUCUUCCUCAUUUUGGAAACAUGUCAACUGCCACUGAUUUGACCCGCUGAGUUUAUUUAUUUUCUUUGUUUUUCGGUUUUAGUCGGAAGAAGCAGACGUUAGGUUUUUAAUUCCCCCCCUUUUGAGUACAGUUGGAGGUUUUAAUGAUUUGUUAUUAGAAAUUAUCUGUUUGUUUUUUUUUCUCUCUCUCUCUCUCACUCUUUCUUCACUUUCCUUUUUGGCCACCACAAAGAAGUAGAGUUGGAAAACUCUAAAUAGGCAUAUAGAUUUAGUUCUGUACAGUCAGUUUUUUUUUCCUUUAAAAAGAAAAAGACAAAUAAGGAGAAAUAAAAAAAAAAAAAGUAUCAAAAUAAGAAUAGAGUGACUGUUUUAUUCCGUGUUUAUGUCCGACCCACGUCUCUUUAUUUUCAUUUUGGUUUUCCCUUUCUCAGCUCGGCCCUGUCCAGUUCAUGUCCAUACUUAACCUGCUUUGAGUAGCCACAGCAUCUCCCCCCCCCCGCCCUCCUUUGUCACCUUUUUUUAAUUGAAGUGCUUGUAACCUGGAUUACACUUGUGACACUGAUGAGAAUACGUAGCUGUACAUGCACUGUCACCGAUUCUAUUUGGUUAUGACGACAGAUGUUGUAACACCCACUCAGAUGAGUUUAUUCAGAUAAUUUAGAAAAAAGGAAAUCAUGUAUUACGACGCAUGUCACUUUCCUCCCCGCCCCCCCACCCUCCCCUCUCUACAUGUCAUUCCUGUUCGCCCGCCCUCUCCUGGUCCUCAGAUCAUGUGUUGAUAUUUUGCUGGGAUGGGAGGUAUUCGGGGCUCGGGCUCGGCUCAAGGGAUCGGAAGCAGAGGGGUUGUCCUCGCUUUUUUUGUAAAGACUGAUAUAUUACUAAAAAAAAAAAGAAGAAAAAAAGUUGGAAUAUUUGUUUUAAAUGGAGGAAAUAUUUUUUUUUAAACUACCAAAGGGGGGAAUAACUCCUGGACACUGAUCUAUUAAAUGUGAUGAGGCUGAGAACUGAAAUCAUUGAUGCUCUGGGACUAGACACAGAAAGGGGUGAGAGUUAACACUAGUUUCCUGCUCUUUGCUUCGCUCAAGUCAGAAUUUAUUUUAUUUUUUAUUUGCAGGAAAUACAAUACAAAAAACUUUUGUGCACGUUUUUUGAGACUGUAGAUCUGGGUGCCACAACAUUGUUUAAAAAAUACCGAAAUAAAGAUGUGAAAUGCUCAAACCA
This is a messenger RNA of Salarias fasciatus (jewelled blenny), 2550 nucleotides long. Its product is annotated as poly(rC)-binding protein 2. The transcript has 13 exons. Bases 250 to 1230 code for a protein of 326 amino acids. Gene Ontology annotation, molecular function: RNA binding. Lineage: Eukaryota; Metazoa; Chordata; Actinopteri; Blenniiformes; Blenniidae. The record is from RefSeq and is a predicted model, not a curated record.